AUGAUGAAGAGAUUAAGCAGCUCAGAUUCAGUUGGUGGUCUCAUCUCUUUAUGUCCCACUACUUCUACAGAUGAGCAAAGUCCGAGAAGAUACGGAAGAGACUUCCAGUCGAUGCUUGAAGGUUACGAGGAAGAAGAAGAAGCCAUAAUUGAGGAAAGAGGACAAACCGGUUUAUCGGAGAAGAAGAGACGGUUAAGCAUUAACCAAGUUAAAGCCUUGGAGAAGAAUUUCGAGUUAGAGAACAAACUUGAGCCUGAGAGGAAAGUGAAAUUAGCUCAAGAACUUGGUCUUCAACCUCGUCAAGUUGCUGUUUGGUUUCAGAACCGCCGUGCUCGGUGGAAGACAAAGCAGCUUGAGAAAGAUUACGGUGUCCUUAAAACCCAAUACGAUUCUCUCCGCCAUAACUUCGAUUCCCUCCGCCGUGACAAUGAUUCACUCCUCCAAGAGAUUAGUAAACUGAAAUCUAAGCUUAACGGAGGAGAAGAAGAAGAAGAAGAGGAAGAGAACAACGCGGCGAUGACGGAGAGUGAUAUUUCGGUUAAGGAGGAAGAAGUUUCGUUGCCUGAGAAGAUCACGGAACCGCCGUCGUCACCUCCACAGCUUCUAGAACAUUCCGAUGGUUUCAAUUACCGGAGUUUCACCGAUCUCCGUGAUCUUCUUCCGUUAAAGGCUGCAGCUUCUUCCUUCGCCGCCGCAGCUGGAUCUUCAGACAGCAGCGGCGAUUCAAGCGCGGUGUUAAACGAGGAAAGUAGCUCUAACGUUACGGUGGCUCCGGUCACGGUUCCCGGCGGUAAUUUCUUCCAGUUCGUGAAAAUGGAGCAAACGGAGGAUCACGAUGACUUUCUUAGCGGAGAAGAGGCUUGCGGUUUCUUCUCCGAUGAACAACCACCGUCUCUACACUGGUACUCCACCGUUGAUCAGUGGACUUGA
Microthlaspi erraticum is the source of this 930-nucleotide messenger RNA. The record is from the annotation of a GenBank genome assembly. NCBI's taxonomy places the organism in Eukaryota, Viridiplantae, Streptophyta, Magnoliopsida, Brassicales, Brassicaceae.